Molecule: messenger RNA, 2648 nt
Organism: Melitaea cinxia (Glanville fritillary)
Lineage: Eukaryota; Metazoa; Arthropoda; Insecta; Lepidoptera; Nymphalidae
Product: SAFB-like transcription modulator
Exons: 17
Coding region: 175-2430 (751 amino acids)
Biological process (GO): regulation of mRNA processing; regulation of transcription by RNA polymerase II
Cellular component (GO): nucleus
Molecular function (GO): sequence-specific DNA binding; RNA binding
Source: RefSeq, a predicted model, not a curated record
AAUAGACAAUAUAAGCAUAAUCAAUUUUUAGGACAAGCCGCCAUUUUGAGUUUUGAUACCACUACGUAAAUUGCCAUCGACUGUGGAUCUGGCUAAAUAUUUUUUUAUAUCGCUAAAAUAAAGAUUAAAUUUGUACGGGUAUUAUUAGAAACUAGCUGAAAAUAACAUCGGGCGAUGUCGGACCGAAAGCGAUUAUUAGAAGAUCUUCGGGUAAUAGACUUACGCGCUGAAUUAGAAAAGCGAAAUUUAGAUAAAAGCGGCGUACGCGGUGUGCUCAUACAACGUUUAUCAAAGCAUUUAGAAGAGCAAGGUAUCGAUCCAACAACAUUUACCUUUGAGUUAAGCACUACUGAAGCGAAAACACCUUCUAAAAAAACUAGACGCACAGGAAGUUCACUUGAAACUACAGAAUCUGACGACACACCGGCUAUGGAAGAUAUGAUCGUUCAAGAUACAGCUGGUGAUGAAGAAGAUUCUGAAAACACUGAAGAAAAUAAAAAUAACAAGUCUGCUAAAGAGUCUCCAAAAAAAUUAGAAGAAAAAAUGGAAGUUGACGAAAGUGAAAAAGUUAGUAGAAAACGUGACAAUAAAGAUGAAGCAGAAGCUACUCAGCCUAAAAAACAAUGUCUCGACAAAGAGGAGAAAAAUGAGGAAGACCAUAAGACAGAAAAUAACACAGAUGCAGAGGAUAGCAUCAAUUUAGAUAUUGGAGAUGAUGAAUUGUUAAAUGAAGAGACUGACACCAAUGCUAAACUAAAAAAAGAUGAUGCCGAGCGAGAGGAACCAGCGGCGGCUUCGGGCGACGACGCAGUGCAGAAGGACACCGCAUCAGCUGACGCCACAUCAUCUGAAAAUCAACAAGUAACCACGGAAACUACAGCCACUAGCAAUGAUUUUGAGAAAAAUGAGAAGGAGGAAAAAGAUGAGAAAGACAAAGAAGGAGAUAAUGAUAAAAGAGAAAAGAAAGACGAAAGUAAAGAGGGUGGUGCUCGUAAUCUUUGGGUUAGUGGUCUAUCUGGUGACACAAGGGCCAAAGAUCUGAAACAAUUAUGUAGCAAACAUGGCAAGGUUAUUGGUGCAAAAGUAGUGACCAAUGCUCGCACACCAGGAUCUCGCUGUUAUGGAUAUGUGACAAUGGCCAGUGCCUUAGAUGCUGAAAAUUGCAUCAAGAAUUUACACAGGACAGAACUACAUGGGCGUAUGAUAUCUGUGGAGAAAGCUAAGUCGGAAUCAGAGUCGUCAUCGCGUCGGCAGCCAUCUUCUGUUAGGCCAGAACGACGCCCGAGUAAGGAUCGCAAAGACGAAUCUAAAGAAAAUCUGGAAGGUAAAGAAGGAAUUGAAAAAAGUGCCGAUCAAAAACCUAAAAAUGAGGAAGAAAUUUCUGGUGCCGAAAGUACAAGGUCCACAUCACGCACCAGAGAAAAGUCACAUCGGUCUGAUAAAGACAGAGCAAGGCGUAGCACCAGAAGUCGUGAACGCAGAAGGUCACCCAGAGAAGUGUUAUCAUUCUCCAAAAUCUGGAAGGAGCGCGACGUGGCACGGGCCCGGGAGCGCUCUCGAGCGGCGCGCGAAGAGGAGCGGCGACGGCGCGCGGCCGAGGAGGCGCUGCGGGAGCGCGAGCGGCGCCAGCGGCAGGAGAAGCACCGCCUCGCGCUCGAGCGGGAGAAGCUGCGCGCCGAGAGAGAGAAAAUAGAACGUGAGAAAAAUGAACUACUAAGAUUAGAACGAGAAAGACAUAGGUUAGAACGCGAAAAACUGGAAUUAGAACGAUUAGAAUUGAAGAGAGCUCAACUACGGUUGGAGGAGGAGCGGCGCAAGCGCGGCUACGAGAGCGCGUACCGCAAGGCGGCCGCCAGCCCGCCGCCCGAGCCCGCCUACGAGCGCGACUCGCGCCACAAGCGCGUGCCGCCGCCGCCCCUGGUGAGAUCUACAUCAAGUCGCGGACAAUUCGAAGCGCCUCCGCCGCCGCGCUUCGAGAUGACGGCGGCCUACGAGCGCGCAGCGGACAAGCGCGAACGCGACCGCGACUACAAGCGUGACUACCCGCGCCACGUGUCUUCGGGCAAUUUGAAAUACCCAAGUAACGGAAGUGCUCCUGAGGAUUCAAGACAACAAAUACCUCCAGGGACGAGACCAAAAGAACCAAGCCGUUCCUACGACUCGAGAGAAAGCCGGUCGUAUCGUCCAUCUCCACCUGGCAAGCCAGAACCACGCAGUUGGAAUGCAUCGAGCAGAUAUCCAGACGCUACUGCUCCAUCUAAAGGUAAAAGCAGUGGCGCGGGAGGCGGCGAGGCGUGGUCGGGCGGCGAGGCGCGCUACGGCGGCGCGUACGAGGCGCGCUACCCGCCCGCCUACGCCGCGCCGCCGCCCGCCGCGCCCUACGCCGAGCGCUACCCGCCCGCCGCGCGCGACUACGCGCGCAAGUACUGAGCGCGAGCUAUACUUGUAAAUACGUGUUUGUUGUUUGUGAGAGUCGACCGAGCACCUGUUUCACCAGUAGUGGUUAAUGCUAUUUGACAGAUUACAGUAUCGAUAUUAAAUUAUUCUGUUAUAUCGUCGUCUUGGAGGAGAAGUGAGCUAAGCCACACAACUGCUGUUUGUAGGAAAUGGACAUGAAAGUUUUACUUAAUAAUAAUUAUUCAUUUGUA